AUGGCCGUCGCAAAGCCCGUGCGAUUCCUAGGGGCACUGUCCGUGGUGUUGGUCUUCUUCGUCAUUUAUCAGUACUUGCGCCCGGUCCCAACGAUCAACCCCCCCGGCACCGUGGUCGGCAAUGGCGACAAGAUCGAGACCUGGGAACAAGAUCCUCUGCUAGAGCCGAUUGGCGAGCCGCCCGAACCGUUAUGGCGACACACUGACCACGACUAUGCCCCCGAGAGCCCCAACUCGGCGCGCAUUAAUGCCACCCUCCUAUCUCUCGUCCGCAAUGAAGAACUUGCCGAACUCCUUCCGACCAUGAGACAGCUCGAAGAGACGUGGAACUCCAAAUUCAACUAUCCCUGGACAUUCUUCAACGAUGUCCCAUUCACUGAGGAAUUCAAACAGGCCACACAGGCUGUCACAAAGGCCAAAUGUGCCUACCAUGUCAUUCCGAAAGAGCAUUGGGAAAUGCCGUCCUGGGUGAGCCAGGAACUUUAUGAAGAGUCGGCGAAGAUCUUGAAAGAGAACGAUGUUCAGUACGCCGGGAUGAUAUCAUAUCACAAGAUGUGUCGAUGGAACAGCGGCAUGUUCUACCGCCAUCCGGCCCUCGAGCAUACCCAAUACUAUUGGCGCGUGGAGCCCAAGGUCAAAUUCUUCUGCCAGGUCGACUACGACGUGUUCCGGUACAUGCAGGACCACAACAAGACCUAUGGCUUCAACAUCAAUCUGUUUGACUCGCCAGAAUCUAUCCCAUCCUUGUGGCCAGAGACUAUCAAGUUUCUGGCUGCCCACCCCGAAUAUCUCCACAAGAACAACGCCAUGGCAUGGCUGGUGGACAAUACCCGCAGACCGGAAAACAACAUCAAGGCCCAUGGGUACAGCACCUGUCACUUCUGGUCCAAUUUUGAGAUCGCCGACCUGUCAUUCUGGAGGAGUCAGGUCUAUGAGGACUAUUUCACCCACCUGGACCGGACGGGUGGCUUCUUUUAUGAGAGAUGGGGUGAUGCCCCUGUCCACAGCAUUGCAUUGGGGCUUUUUGAGGAUGCCAGCAAAAUUCACUGGUUCAAGGAUAUCGGAUACAACCAUAUCCCAUUCUACAACUGCCCCAACUCACCCAAAUGUAGUGGGUGUACGCCCGGACAGUUUUAUGGCGGCGAACCGUGGUUGCAACGUGAAGAUUGUCGACCGUUAUGGUUCAAAUAUGUUGGAAUGGGAUGA
Fonsecaea erecta is the source of this 1206-nucleotide messenger RNA. RefSeq lists its product as hypothetical. The transcript is spliced from 3 exons. The record is from RefSeq and is a predicted model, not a curated record. Lineage: Eukaryota; Fungi; Ascomycota; Eurotiomycetes; Chaetothyriales; Herpotrichiellaceae. Bases 1 to 1206 code for a protein of 401 amino acids. Gene Ontology annotation, molecular function: alpha-1,2-mannosyltransferase activity. Gene Ontology annotation, cellular component: Golgi apparatus; membrane. Gene Ontology annotation, biological process: protein N-linked glycosylation; cell wall mannoprotein biosynthetic process; protein O-linked glycosylation.